UGCCUGCUCCCAGGCCGUCCAGUUUUCUUUUUCUCUGCUUCCGGGCCCUGUGUCGCAACCAUGCUCUGUCAGAUCAUCAGUCAGGCCAAGAAGCAUCCAAGCUUGAGCCCCUUCUUUGUGUUUAUUGGAACUGGAGGUCCUGGGGCAGUGCUGUCUGUCAUGCGCUUGGCAUUGUUCAAUUCAGAUGUCUGUUAGGACAAAAAUAACCCAGAACCCUGGAACAAGCUGGGUCCCAAUGAGCAAUGUAAGUUCUACUCUGUGAAUGUCGAUUACAGCAGACUGAAGAGAGAAGGUCUGGAGUUCUAAAUGAAAUGUUUCACUAUAAAGCUGCUUGGAAUGAAGGUCUUCCAGAAGUCAUCCACACAACUUUCCACUUAACCAGGAAAUAUUUCCCCUGCAAAUGCACGAGAUCAUGUUGGUGUGUCCUGUUGGGGUUUGCACUGAUUAAUGUUUGGAAAUUAAAAAGAAAAGAAGACCUUAGAGAAAAACGUUUCAAGUAGAUGAUUUCAAAUGCAAAGUCUGAGGUGGAAAAGGGCUUGACGGAGUGAACCAGGAAAAUGGCCAGCGUGGUUGAAGUACAGUGAGAAAGGAGGAGCGUGUGAGAGGAAGCAGGCAGGAGCCAGCACACGCAGGGCCUUGCAAGUCAGUGGAGCAGUGUGAUUUUUAUUCUAAAAGCAAUGAGAGGCCAGUGAAGGAUUCUGAACAGAGGAGUGAAAUACACCUUAGGAGAGAUUGAUGGAUGCCUUUGCUUAAACAUAUUUUAUGGUAAUUUUAAGUAAGCAUGUAAUAUUUUGACAGAUUUUAAGAUAUAACAAUUUAGUCAAUAAUCAUGUUUGAUUUUGCCCUUCAGUGUUUUACUAUAGCAUGAUAUUUUAUUACAUUAUUUUUCAUUGACUAUUUUGUUUACUUUUAAAACCAGUAGUAAACUUUUUAUUCCUAUGACCUGCACUGUACUUAUAACUUCAUUUAAGAAAAGAGACUGGACUGAGUAAAUAACAAAGGAAGAACUUUGU
This is a messenger RNA of Pteronotus mesoamericanus, 1013 nucleotides long. Its product is annotated as cytochrome c oxidase subunit NDUFA4-like. The record is from RefSeq and is a predicted model, not a curated record. Lineage: Eukaryota; Metazoa; Chordata; Mammalia; Chiroptera; Mormoopidae.